Messenger RNA from Leptonychotes weddellii (Weddell seal), 717 nucleotides. Lineage: Eukaryota; Metazoa; Chordata; Mammalia; Carnivora; Phocidae. The record is from RefSeq and is a predicted model, not a curated record.
AUGACGCACGGGGUGCGGAGCGACGGAGAGCAGCGCCUCCGCGGAUGUGACCGAGCGGCCGCAGGCCGAGCCCGCCUCCCUGCACCCGCGCGUCGGAAAGGGAGAGCAGCGCCUCUGGGGGCUGGCGGAGGCUCGGCGUGCGGCCGCUUCCGCGAGCCGGGCUGGGAGGACGGUAAUGAACGCUGCGCCCCCUGCGGGAGGAGUCCCGCCCUAGGGCAUUUCUGUUCCCGCACCCAGUCACGGGGGGCGUUGGCCCUGGAAAUCGUGCGGACCUUCCCGAGUACUGAGUUCCUGGUAUUCGCGAGCUCCAGCUCUCGCUGUCCCGGAGCGGGGUUCCCUCUGCGACGGCGCGCCGGGCGGUUCGGGGCAGGGCGCCGCCUCCUCGGGCGGAGGAAUAGUUUGGCCUGGGCUAAAACGUCUACAGACCCUAGGAUUGCUGUAGGUCAGCAGUCCCCACUGGAGAAGAAAAUCUUGGUGCAGAAGGAUCAGCUGGUUCUGGGCUUGCACCUGGCGCAGCGGUCUCAGGCACCUGGUGUUUGCGCACGUGGCGAAUCCUCUCUGAUGUCGGUGUCGCCAGCUGGGCGGUGGCUGGACAACGAUGCUCCCCGAUUUGCCUCCCGCACACUGUGGUCUCUGGCCUCCCAUCUCCAUGUCCCAGUGGCAGAGCCUCUGCCCUGCAUGGUCGUAUCACCCGAGUGCAAGGGGCAGGAGACGUAG